AUGGAAUCGGAAUUACCCAACCGCAUUCGAGUUAAACUUUUCAAACGCCACGAGGAUGGCUUAGGGUUUUUGAUUAAGCCCCGUACACAGAAACCGUUUGUGGCAGUAUCAGCUUUAGUAGCUGGGGGGUUAGCUGAGCAGAGCGGAUUGGUCCACAUAGGUGAUACUGUUUUACGAGUUAAUGAAAUCGACAUUUCGGAAAGGAGUUAUGAUGACGCUGUUGAGUUAUUAAAGGCUCUUCCAGUUGACGCCCCUGUUGCAUUAAUCCUUCGCGGACCUGACGGCUAUUCUACUCACCUGGAAACUACCUUUCGAGAGAACGGUGUACCAAGAACAAUCCGAGUCACUCGAAAGGUUGUCAACAAUGACUCCAUCGUAAGCAGAAUCCGGCGGACCUUCUCUAGAGCAUCGUCUGCUUCACCGAACAGGAAUGAGGGGCGAAGUCUCAGCCCGUGUCGGAAUCGGUCCAGACGGUUAGAGGAUAAACGUACAGAAGGCUGUUUUGUGGACAAUCAGUGCUGCAUUUGUGAUAUUGACCAAAAUUUUCCAAUUGUUCCAAACUGCAAUGGUACGUCAUACAAAAAUCAGCGGUACCAAGUAAAGGACGCCGAAUCGCAAACAAAAUCAAACUCGCCAACAAUCAUGAGCAAGAAUAACUCGACCAUGAACCACUGUGAUCAUUCUCCUACAAUUGUGGUGACUCGCCCCGCGAGUCAAACUGACUCGGACGUUACGGACGCAGACGUCAAAUUACGCGGUAGAUUAUCGAACACGGACCGGCCAACGACGGUGGUGACACCUGGUGGCCAUAUCGACCAGCAUGACAAUAAAAAGAUUGAAAUUCAUCAAAAUACGGAGAAAAUUACAGUGGUGGUUAAGGAGAACGGAGAUUUGAGUAAAAAACAUAAAGGAAAUAUGUCUACAGGUAAGGAAAAUGGCGUGAUUGAAAAUAACAAGCUACUUCUAAAUAGUGUGAUGGAUAAUAAGUCUACAUUGAUAACAAAUGGAGAGCAUUCCGAGGACCGAGCCAAGCAGAGGAGAGACAGUUUCAGUAAUAUCAACUUAUACAGUCCGACCUCCCAAAGGAGGCGUUCGUCCAUGGCAGCGGUCAGCCCCAAAAAAUACGUGAAACUGAGAAAUUACGCCGACGAAAAACAAGUAUUCACUGAUACUCUGCACACCAAAAUAUCCCAGGUAGUACCAUGUACAAACUCCAAAUGUCUAGGCUCUAUCAUGAACCAUCCGCCCUCUCGUCCUGUCGGAGAACCUCGGCCACAGGAGGAGCUGUUGACACAGGCCAGGGAGUUUAUAGACGAAUACUACACAUCCAUCAAAAGGUUGAAUACAGAGGCCUAUCAGAAGCGAUGGCAGGAAGUGGAAUCCAGUAUAGAGAAAAGGGGCACCUAUGAACUGACCACUAACGAGCUUACGUACGGGGCGAAAACCGCGUGGAGGAAUGAGGCCAGGUGUAUUGGGCGUAUUCAGUGGAAUAAAUUACAGGUGUUUGACGCCCGCCACAUCACGACGGCGCGGGGUAUGUUUGAGGCCAUCUGUAACCACAUCAAAUACGGAAACAACAAAGGCAAUAUCAGAUCGGCAAUUACUAUUUUCCCGGCCAGAACAGACGGAAAACACGACUUCCGAGUGUGGAAUUCUCAACUGAUUCGGUAUGCUGGCUACAAAAUGGCUGACGGGUCUGUGAUAGGGGACCCAGCAAGCGUGGAGUUUACAGAGAUCUGUCAGAAGAUGGGAUGGAAAGGCAAAAACGGCAUGUUUGAUGUCCUGCCAUUAAUACUACAGGCAAAUGGACUGGACCCAGAACUGUUCGAGAUUCCACAGGACCUUGUCAUGGAAGUGAACCUAAAACACCCCAAGUUCCCGUGGUUUGCCGACAUGGGUCUGAAGUGGUAUGGUUUGCCUGCUGUCAGCUGCUUAUUGUUUGACUGUGGUGGUCUGGAGUUUACCGCGGCACCAUUCAAUGGCUGGUACAUGGGGACCGAAAUAGGUGCCAGGGAUUUCUGUGAUGCGCAGAGAUAUAACAUGCUAGAGGUGAUUGCGACCAAGAUGGGACUGGACACACGCAAGAGUUCUUCCCUGUGGAAAGACAGAGCCCUCGUGGAAAUGAACAUAUCAGUUCUUCAUAGUUUUCAAUCCCAAGGCGUGACCAUCACUGAUCACCAUGCCGCCUCGGAGUCGUUUAUGAAGUUUAUGGAGAAUGAACAAAGAAAUCGCGGUGGCUGUCCGGCUGAUUGGGUGUGGGUGGUACCCCCGAUGAGUGGAAGCAUCACACCUGUGUUUCAUCAAGAGAUGCUGCGAUACAAAAUCAAACCCUCGUACGAACCUAUGGAAGAUCCAUGGAAAUCAUAUGUCUGGAAAAAAGACAGAGACAAAACGAAAUCCCUUGACCGGCCAAAGAGAAAAUUCGGGUUUAAAGAACUUGCACGGGCUGUGAAGUUCUCCGCCAAGUUAAUGAAUAAGGCUCUGGCACGUCGUGUGAAAUGUACCAUACUGUACGCUACAGAAACGGGUAAAUCGGAAAGGUUUGCAAACACCCUGUGUGAGAUCUUCAAACAUGGAUUCGAUGCGAAGGUCCUCAGUAUGGAUGCGUAUGAUUUCAUUGACCUUGAACACGAAGCACUCGUCCUAUUUGUGUCCAGCACAUUCGGCAAUGGUGAUCCUCCAGAAAAUGGAGAGAGUUUUGCCAAGAACCUCCACGACCUCAAAAGUCCCAAGAAUGCAAAGAAUGGGGAGAGCGUGUCGAUGUCCUACUUCAGGAUGAGCACGGCCAGCGAUACUGAUUCACCAAUAGAAAACAAGGAGAAAGAAGAUGAGGAUGAUAAUUUGAACGCCGAGACAGGCCCUCUCAGUAACCUUCGUUACUCUGUGUUCGGCCUAGGAUCCCGUGCCUAUCCGAACUUUUGUGCGUUCGCUCACUUUGUUGACAACAUGCUCAAUGCUCUAGGAGGCGAACGGAUAAACAAGAUGGGAGAAGGCGACGAGCUCUGCGGACAGGAAGAGUCAUUCAAACUAUGGGCUCAAGAUACAUUCAAAAUGGCGUGCGAAACCUUUUGCGUUGGCGACGCUAACGCAAUCCAGGAGGCGACAGGUGCACUCUCCAGUACCGACUUCUCGUGGUCCCCUGGAAAGUUCCGACUUACACCAGAGGAUAAUGACAAGGAGGUGGACAUCACGGGAUCUCUCACUAAACUCCACGGCAGACAAGUGCAGUCCUGUAAACUGAUAUCCAUAGAACAACUACAGUCAAAAGAGUCAAGUCGAGAGACCAUGCUUGUUAGACUCGACACAAUGGGCGCGGAGGAUCUUAACUAUGCUCCAGGGGACCACAUAGCAAUAUUCCCAGCCAACUCCACUAAACUUGUGGAUGGUGUUCUCUCAAGACUGCACAACGCUCCACCCCCUGAUCAGCUGAUUAAGUUGGAAGUACUCCAGGAGAGGACAACACCCUUAGGGACGACGAAGAGUUGGUGUCACUUUGAAAGAAUCCCCGUCUGUACGAUGCGAACAGCCUUUGCGAAUUUCUUGGAUAUAACUACACCCCCAUCACAAGCGUUUCUGCACCUACUGGCUACACAGUCUUCGCGGGAUGUGGAUAGGAUCAAGCUUGAAAAUCUAGCUAAUGAUAUUCACGCGUACGAGGACUGGAAGGCGGAGGCUCAGCCAAACCUAGUGGAGAUUCUGGAGGAAUUCCCCUCUGUCAAGGUCAACCCGUCCUUGCUGAUGACGCAGAUGCCGUUGCUUCAGCAGCGUUUCUACAGCAUCAGCUCCUCCCCACAGGCUUAUCCCGGGGAAAUCCACGCCACAGUCGCCGUGGUUAGAUUCCAGACAAUGCGUGGUGUGGGACCAGAACACGAGGGAGUGUGUUCAACGUGGCUAAGCAGACUACAAGUAGGGGAUAAUGUGCCUUGUCUUGUGAGAACGGCACCUCAGUUCCAUCUGCCCGAGGAUGCCACCCUGCCAAUCAUUAUGAUUGGCCCAGGUACUGGUAUAGCGCCAUUCAGAAGCUUCUGGCAGCAGCGGAAGAUCGACAGAGACAUGUUACCGGAACCUACACACGGAGAGAAGAAGGGAUGGGGAGAGUCAUUCCUUUACUUCGGAUGUAGGCAAAACGACAUUGACCAUAUAUACAAGUCCGAGUUGACCCAGGCGGAAACUGAUAAAUCUCUUACACGUGUGUACACAGCUCUGUCCCGGGAGCCGGGGGUACCCAAGGUGUACGUCCAGGAUGUGUUGAAACAGAACGGGAAGGAGGUGUUUGAACAGAUUCUACGCCGAGGAGGACACGUGUACGUGUGUGGUGAUGUGCAAAUGGCGAACGACGUUUCAACAACUCUUUGCAAAAUCAUUCAGGAGUUCGGAAAAUUAUCGGCUGAGGAUGCAAAAUUUGUCAUGCUAAAAUUAAGGGAGGCCAAUCGGUUCCAUGAGGACAUUUUUGGUGUUGGUAUCAAGUCUGAGGCAACUGCACGUGACCAGGCUAAGCGUGCAUGGAAAUAUAUCAACGCUGCGAGUAAGCCGACGUCGGGUAAAGAGGUCGUCACCCCAAUACCUGCUGCUGGCAUAUGUUGUUUAUUCCCGUUUUUCAAAACAAGGACAAGCGUACACCCCGUGGAAAACCCCGACCCCCCUUAAGACGAACCUCCAUACAGCUUUCAUCACCAGAAUGAUUGUAUUAAGCCAAUUGUGGGAGGGCAAUCAUGACGAAACAUUUUCCCACGAAAAACAAACACAUUGACAUCAAAGAAGAAAACUAAAAUAUAAUCGUCAUUUGGAUUGAUCUUUUUCUUCUUACAGGAAACAUUUCGAUUUUGUGCAAUGAUCUAUCUAUCAUCUUGUAAUAUUUGAAUGUCAAGCAUGUGUAUACAGCAAGGUAUUUUUAGAUAUGUGCUCUUAACGCACCGCUUUGAUUUCCAUAUUCUAUGUUCAAAUCCUACAUAUUAUAUCAUAUUAAGAAUGUGAGAACAGUUAUCUGCGACUAAAUAUUAAUCAUAUACAACACUUAAUAUCUCCCGCGCAAACUGCAUUACAGUAGUAAAAAGACAUAAUGUUAUUCUUGAACAAGGGAGAUAAUCUGCGACUAUACCUAUAUUUAUCGCGAUUCAAAUAUCUGAAUUUUGCCACUGGUUUUUCCGAUCGUAAGUAACAUACCCGGUAUUCCUUCCUAGCUUUAAUUCUAGUUGUAUAGAUUGUUUCCGGAAAUGUUAUUUAUUUUUAAAUAUUCGAAGUUAUACCAUAAACCUAAUUUUUUUAUUCCUGUGAUAUACGGCAUUUUCUAUCUAGAUGAUGUCUUGGCAGGAUUUAGUGUUCUUACUGGUGUUUAUAACAAGUCCAUUAAAUUAUAUAUAUAUGUAUGUGUUCGCAAACUUAAACAGUCUGUAAGAACGGAAAUCAAUGUUUUAUUGUAAACAGGUUGUAUAGAACGAUAUUUCAGCUUUAUACCGAUAGAUAUUCAUUAUCCGCACAAUACAGUUAAUAACGUGUAGUCACAGAGUUGUCGGUAUACUCUUUAAUCUUCGUCGGCUUAGUAAGGCCUUCUUAUGUUUACAGCUUUUUAAGUCAUUUAGCAUUUAGGUAUCGGUAUUAUGUGCAAUGAUACGACUGGGUUUUGUUAGUAUCGUGUUUUUUUCAAUCUUUUUAUUAUAUGUCAGUACUUAUGAUCCGUGUCCAGAAAUUUAUUUAGCAACAAAGUAUAUUUACAUAUUUUACAUUUAUCAUUGUUAAAGAACGCUAUUUGUCCACUGAAAUAUUUUACUAUAGUUUUCGCUAUGUCAGUUAUGAUA
Ylistrum balloti is the source of this 5795-nucleotide messenger RNA. Its product is annotated as nitric oxide synthase 1-like. NCBI's taxonomy places the organism in Eukaryota, Metazoa, Mollusca, Bivalvia, Pectinida, Pectinidae. Bases 1 to 4647 code for a protein of 1548 amino acids. The transcript is spliced from 26 exons. Gene Ontology annotation, biological process: nitric oxide biosynthetic process. Gene Ontology annotation, molecular function: protein binding; nitric-oxide synthase activity; FMN binding. The record is from RefSeq and is a predicted model, not a curated record.